This is a messenger RNA of Rattus norvegicus (Norway rat), 2846 nucleotides long. NCBI's taxonomy places the organism in Eukaryota, Metazoa, Chordata, Mammalia, Rodentia, Muridae. The record is from RefSeq and is a predicted model, not a curated record.
CGUCACUUUUCGGCCCGGGAAGAACCGAGUCUUGUCGGGUACUACCAAGGAGGGUGGGUUUGGGUGCACAUCCGUCGUGAAAAGCCAGCAAACAAAAGUAGUGCGCUCCAGUCCAUGCGCCCCCGCAAAAGGCUUGCCCCCCACGCCCCAGUCCCCUCCUCAAGCCGCCAACCACCGCUGGUCUGCCCGGACGCCUAGGUCCCAGGGGUUGCAGAGAGAGGGGGCGGUCCAGACCCUUCCUCCUGCCGUCCCUGCGGCCUCCUGACCCCGGUGACCCCCCCCUCCCAACCCAGCCCAAUACUGGGGUCGACCGCUCCGCCCCGCGCCCCUCCUCCCGCGGGGGGCUUCGCCGUCCGGAGCCGCGUCCCUCUGGGCUGCGGCUGGCUGCGCACGUCCAGGGAGGGCGGAGGGAGGAGGGGAGGGCUGGGAGGGGAGGGGAGGAGGGAGAAAGGCGAGAGAAAGCGCGCUGCGUGCGGCCCCGCUGCCCAGAGCCUGCCAGCUGCGCGCCCUCGGCCGCUCGGGUCCUAACCGCGCCCGCCGCCUCGCCUCCUCCGCCUCGGCCGCGUCCCGACUCCCGGGCUCGCCCGGCCUCUCGGAGGUCCCCGCCCGACUCCGCUCUCCGCUGUGCCGCCCGGCUCCAGCCCCGCAGCCCGCCCCGGGGGGAAGGUAGCAGCGGGCGAGCGCGCCCUCGCCUCCAGCCCCGCGCCCCAGCCCCGCGCGGCGACGAAGGACCGGGAAGAUGAACGGCGGCGGCAAAGCCGAGAAGGAGAACACCCCGAGCGAGGCCAACCUUCAGGAGGAGGAGGUCCGGACCCUGUUUGUCAGUGGCCUGCCUCUGGACAUCAAGCCCCGAGAGCUGUACCUGCUCUUCAGGCCAUUCAAGGGCUAUGAAGGUUCUCUCAUAAAGCUCACAUCUAAACAGCCCGUAGGCUUUGUCAGUUUCGACAGUCGCUCAGAAGCAGAGGCCGCAAAGAAUGCUUUGAACGGCAUCCGCUUCGAUCCUGAAAUCCCGCAAACACUACGACUAGAGUUUGCUAAGGCAAACACGAAGAUGGCCAAGAACAAACUCGUAGGGACUCCAAACCCCAGUACUCCUCUGCCCAACACUGUACCUCAGUUCAUUGCCAGGGAGCCAUAUGCGCUGGCUCCCUCCCUCCGAGGCUACUUCCCAGGGCUGGAAGUCCCGGCAGUUCUGCUGAGGCUGUGUCUCGGGUGUGUGAUGGCGGCUGCAAUCUGUCUUGUGGGUAUUAAUGCGGUCUUCACUGGUGGCGACUGUCAUCCAGCUGUUCUGCAAAACUGGAGCUUGCUGGCUUGAAAACACCUUGCCCAGUUUUGAUCCCUUCAAGACUUCAUAACAGCCUCUAUCACACAUCUGUUUUCCUCAAAGAAAAAAAAAUAUAUAAUAAAAUGUGUUUUACUCUUUUACACUGUAUAAUUUUAAGAAAUGUGUUAUUUGUGAAUGCAUGGUCUGACAUUUCUGUACAGUUUGGAGACAUGAGCAGUAAAGCCAGGAUGGUUAGUAUUUUUAUAACAGACAUUUUAAGAGUGGACAGAUGGAUUCUUUACACUAGGCUACAUCACGACUUUUGUUUGAUUUUUGAAUGCUUUUAAUGGUGUUUAUCUUAUUUUUCUUCUGAAAUAAGAUGCAUGUUUGAAACAUAUCUCUAAAUAGCAUCCAAGUUUCCACAAUUGUGUUGUGAAUGUGUGGACUCCCUCUGCCUGGCCCAGAGUCAGCCCCAUUAGUAGCUGGGUGUAGAAAUGCGCUUCUGCAGUAUUAGCUCUGUAAUCCUGGCUCCCAGGGAUCUCCCUGCAAGACAAUCAGUGCCCCAAAGCAUCUGCCAUUGUAGUGUAUAAACCACUGGGCAAAGACUACUUAGGUAAUGUCUCUGAAAACCAUGGCCACUCUGGCUGUGACUAUACAAACUGUGCCCGGGGACAUAUUGACAUUCUAUGCUUGUGUCGUUUAGGAUAGCACCCUCAGAGUGUGCAACUUAAUAUAUAUCACCCAACUUCCAGAAACUGUUCCGCAGUGGAACGAACUGCAAGGUCCACCUUCCAUUUAUGUGGUUGGCCUUUAGUUUGGAGGCAAACAUGCCUCAGGCUUUGCCCACUCAGCCUGCGCUGGGCAUCACAUCUCUCAAGUGGGUCAGCAAAGCGUUGGCCUGCCUGAGUAGCUAGCUGUUCUGGUCUGGCAGCCAUGUCAGUCAGACCAUCCAUCACAUUCUCUGGAACGCUACAUGCUCAUCUUGAGACUACCUACUACAUUGCAGUGUGGGGCAUGAAACUUGGCCAUGUGCGAUGAACACUGUUACCCUUGCUUCAAGACCUCUUCAAAGCCCAAAGUUAGUCUUGUGUUGUGUGCCAACACAUUCCCAGAGGCUGUGAUGGCAGUCUUCCCGCUCCUCAAACGAGCCAUGCAUACUACGUUGACCUCAGAAUUUCCAGCUGCUGAUACUACUAGACAUAAUCACAAUCUUUGUAUCUUUGUUAUUGAUCUGCUUGUAUUGUGUUGAAAACGUCAUAUUUUAAUGAAUAUUUCGGUGGUUUGGGAGGGUUAUUUCAUUAUUUUUCAAGAGAAGUAAAAAAUGUCAAGUUUUUAAAGGUUAUUAAAAAGAGAAACACCAAGGCCUGUAAUAAGGGCCUUUUCUCUGUAAACUAGAGGCCGGGGCAGGCAGCACUGGGGAAUUAGCAUCCAGGUGGUGUUCCGUGCCACUUGACUGUAAGACUCCUCUACUUGCUUUAAAGAGAGUGAGCCACUUAUCAUCGAUUAUGCUUUUAUAAUUGUGUAAAGGUACUUUUGUAUUGUCAUUUUUUUAAAAGAUAAUAAAAGUUUAUUCCAGCCAUUA